Molecule: messenger RNA, 4885 nt
Organism: Austrofundulus limnaeus
Lineage: Eukaryota; Metazoa; Chordata; Actinopteri; Cyprinodontiformes; Rivulidae
Product: sia-alpha-2,3-Gal-beta-1,4-GlcNAc-R:alpha 2,8-sialyltransferase
Exons: 4
Coding region: 352-1473 (373 amino acids)
Biological process (GO): oligosaccharide metabolic process; N-glycan processing
Molecular function (GO): alpha-N-acetylneuraminate alpha-2,8-sialyltransferase activity
Source: RefSeq, a predicted model, not a curated record
CCGUCAGAGAGAGGAGGAGGAGGACGAGGAGGAGGAAGAGGAGGAGGAGGAGGAGGUGAUGCUGCUGUCUGGAUGUUGACACAUAUUUCUGCUCAUGAUUAAACCUGCAGUCUGGAAGAGAAGCAGCAGAGCGGAGGAAUGAGAGCGGACCGAACAUCUCCAUCAUCAUCAUCAUCAUCAUCAUCAUCAUCAUCAUCAUCAUCAUCAUCAUCAUCAUCAUCAUCAUCAUGCAGCCCACGGAGCGUCCAUUUCCCGCGGUUCCAUGAGUCGACGAGUUUGUGGGUUAAAGCCCCGGACAUGACAACAUAAAGCGAGUCCUGGCUGCGCACCGGGGAUGAAAACAGACCCAAGAUGGUCCGCAUCGCCAAGGCCCUGGGUUUGAUCAUCCUGAGCGUCGUCGUGCUCAUCCUGUCCCUCAUCAGCUACGUGUCUCUGAGGAAGGACAGCCUCUUCGGCUCCAGUAAAUACUACACCGGAGGCCCCAGGAUCAUGUUCCACGCAGGCUUUAGGUCUCAGUUUGCCAUGAAUUUCUUGGACCCUUCCUUCAUCCCUUUAACAAACGCCCUGAACGAGGAGCUCCAAGGAAAACCAUCAAAAUGGAAGUUCAACAGGACCGCCUUUUACCAGCAGAGGAAAGAUAUCUUCAGCUUCAUYGACAUUCCCAACAACUUCUCCCUCACUAAGAACAGUGUACGUGUGGGCCAGCUGAUGCACUUUGACUACUCCAGCCACAAGUACGUCUUYUCCAUCAGCAACAACUUCAAGUCCCUGCUCCCGGAAACCUCUCCCAUCACCAACAGGCACUACAGCGUGUGCGCUGUGGUGGGGAACAGCGGCAUCCUGACAGGCAGCCACUGCGGCCCCGAGAUCGACCAGGCCGACUUCGUCUUCCGCUGCAACUUCGCCCCCACGGAGAUCUACUCCAAAGACGUGGGCAGGAAGACCAACCUGACCACCUUCAACCCCAGCAUCCUGGAGAGGUAUUACAACAACCUGCUGACCAUACAAGACAGGAACAACUUCUUCCUCAACCUGAAGAAGCUGGAGGGAGCCAUCCUCUGGAUCCCCGCCUUCUUCCUCCACACGUCCGCCACGGUGACUCGAACCCUGGUGGACUUCUUCGUGGAGCACAAAGGCCAGCUGAAGGUUGAACUGGCCUGGCCUGGAAACAUCAUGCAGGACGUCAACAAAUACUGGAAGACGAAGAACCUCUCCCCCAAACGUCUGAGCACCGGGAUCCUCAUGUACACGCUGGCCUCCGCCAUGUGCGACGAAAUCCAUCUUUAUGGCUUCUGGCCCUUCGGCUGGGACCCCAACACGGGCAAGGAGUUGCCCUACCACUACUACGACAAGAAAGGGACCAAAUUCACCACCAAGUGGCAGGAGACGCAUCAGCUGCCCAGCGAGUUCAAGCUGCUCUACAAGCUGCACAGGGAAGGUGUGACCAAACUCAGCCUGACACACUGCACAUAGACGGUCUCUGAAGCCAGGAGUCAUGUACUUCAGCUCAUUUCCAACAUUUUUUUUUUUUUUUUGUGUGACACGUAAGCAUGGUAAAUGUCUUAGGGAGGGAUUUUUCAUUCUGCAGACACGUGCCACAUUGUAAUUUCACCUGAAGCACCUCUAGGCGGCUUCCAUCCCCGGUUGUUUGGGGGGACUGCUUACCGUGGCUAAACACCGGAAAGUCCAAUCUUCCCAUUCUGAUUGAUGCAGAUCAGCCUCCUUUACAACACUGAUUAUGUCAACUGAAAUCACUGCCUAAUCUCAGGGAAGGAGUUAGAUCAGUGUUUUUUUGUAAUCAGAUUUUAUGUCCAAGAGCGGUGCGGGUCAUUCUGCGCUGCUGCUGAAGAUGGUAUUUGUUUACAAGGCUACUCACUCUAGAUAUCUCACACAUGCUCGUCUUUUAGGUUUUUCUAGUGUGACUUUCAGCUUCAAACAUUGUUGAGAUUCUUCAGGUCUUUUAAAUAUUAAUAAUGUUCAACAUUCCAACAAUAAGCCAUAAACCGAUUGAGGAACAUCCGGAUGCGGUUGCAGACAGUGGCGUCGGCCUACAUUAGUGUCUCCGGGGRGCUGGAGGAAUUAUUUUAAAAACUGCUAUUCCGUGUGAUAAAUUUAUGAAAGUGACAAAGAGAGAUCAAUGGUGACUCAAUGGUUCAAGUUGUACCAAAAUCACGGCUGUCGUAAUGGAAUUGGUUUGUCACAGAGUGCUUUUUCAUAAAAUCUGAUCAUUACUACAAUUUAACUGCAAUACAUGGUUGUGACAAACUGCACUGUCUGUUUAAAGAUGUUUUAUUUCUGAGCAUUAUUUUUMAAAGCAUAUUAUUACUUAGGUUAUUAUUUAUGGGUGUGAUAAUCAUGGUGAUUGAUAAAAAUCAAUUUGGAAGUGUACUUUUUAAUGGUUUUGUUACCUAGCAGCUUUUUCCAYUUGACUCAGUUUUUCAUGCUAACAUAAAUUGGCGAUAUUUUGACUUUAUUUUUCUUUUUACAAACCGGAAACCCGACAUGUUAGCAARGAAAGACUAACAAGCUGUAAAUUUCAAAUCUGAGGCAGUUUUUGUGUUUUAUUUUCAAUGUAAGUGGCUAAUAUCGAUGCAUGCUAGUGUGAAUUUACAGCUAUACUGUAAAUUGUUUUUUGAGUUGAAAUAUUUUGGAUAAUAUUGACAUAUCAUGUACACUAUUCACGUCAGCCAAAUUUGAUGUUGCUUUUAUUAUUUUUCUACCUGAAUGAAUAUAAAGAAGCUAACGUUCGGUGCCUCAGGUUGAGGGGAGCAGGGAAUGGAUUAAAGAAUCAGGGCCUUAUUCUCAGUAAUGAGGGCGUUGCUUCGGUCAGUCGUGGUGAAGCAUGAGUUGGGUUGAAAUGCAAAGCUCUCAAUUUACUGGUCCAUCUACUUUCAUGAUGUUUGGAUCACGAGCAAAAGAACGAGACUCAGUUCGUUGAGGUGGUUUGGGCCUCRUGGUCGCCUUUGGAGGUUUUCCAGUCAUGUCCCACCUGGAAGAGACCUUGUGGCAAACCCAGAACUUGCACGUCCUCUCUGGUUUGGCAACACUUUUGGGUCCCUCCAGUAAGACCUGUGGAGUGUUGCUGCAUAGAGGUACAUCUGGAUUUCCCUCUGCGACUCGAYCAUGAAUAAACAUUAGAAAAUGGGCGGAUAGCUAGCAGCUAGCAGUUUCACUUGAAUUAAAGUCUUUAAAGUUAUUUUGUGAAACUGUUUCCAGUCUCCACCAUCUUUGAAAUCUUGAACAGUUUUAACAGAAACAGAAAACAUGGCUGAGCUGUGGCAGCAGUGAUCACGUUUACAAUCACGCAUCAUCGGCAUAAAGUGAUAUAAAUUUGGAGAUUUAAAUUGUUUAUUUGAACCCCUUUUUCUCCCGCAGGGUGGAUCGAUAAAACGACAUAUAGCUUAUACAAUAUACAUUUAAAAUAAAAGAAUGAUUCAAAUAAAUAAUUAAAAGGCCAAACUAACAAGACAUUUAAGUUCAUGGGUGAAUGUAAUUUUAUUUAGACUCUGAAUGUCUACAAAAAAAAUAAAGAAUAGGAAAGAAAUACAACACAAUAUCUUCCACUACCAAAUAAUCACUAAAAAAAUAAAAGAAUAAACAAAAGAGUAAAUUAUUUUUGAGAUUUUGUUGAUCUGUGACAGUAUUUGCAGCAUUAAAUGAAUGAAUUCCUGUGGACUUACUGCAUCUUGUAUAAAGAGCAUGAUCAUAUAACACUGCAUGUGAGGCACUAACAGAUAUCUGACGCUAGUUUUAUACAACCUUUUUAAACUUGUUGGAGGGUAAAUUUAGGUCUUUUGGUAUAGUUUGUAUUGACAUUUGUGUAAUCCGUAAUCAGAAUCUUUGUAUGAGAGUUGUUAAACAGCUAUAAUAACUCUCCUGCUAAAACACAUGGACCAAAACCUCUACAGAUCAAUUUACAACAAAAACACUUUUAUUUUUUUGUAAAGCUAACCCAGUAGUUUCUGCCUAUCCAAACUCCAACAACAGACAUGUUGACAACCCAAAGAGUCAAAUCUGGCCACAUGAUUGUCUCGUGUCUCUGCAAAGUGUGACCCUGUUUAACAAAAAGGUUUAAUAAAACAGAGCGACACCGUCUCUCACUCUUUUCAGCUGAUUUUUGUUGCCGUUCAGAUUUAGUGUGAUCGGACUUUGCUCGCCAUCUUUUCUUCACAAAUAUUACUUUUUGUUUUUAAAUCUCUUGAGACAGUGGACCUCUUCAGAUUCCUAAUCAGAUCAAACGUAUCUGGUGAAAAGUUUGUAACCAGAUUGUUAAUCUGUUUAAUUUUGUAAAUCCAGCUGCAGUAAAAGAACGCAGUAAAAUAUAGUGACUCCAUGAAUGUUCAACUUUUGGAGCGAUCUGACUGAAAAUUCCUCUGGUUCUGACAUGAAUGUUGGACAAAUCCGUUGAAAAAAAUUUUUUUAAUGUUUGAAAUGAAUAUGUAGAAUGUGUGUAAAACUUAUCAACGCUAAUAAAAGUCUGUAAAGAUUGUAAUGCCUCUGAGAAGCACCAGUACGGCUUUUUGUGCAUUAAAUAACACGACGAGGACAUGCAGAAGCUAAAAACAGACACUGUCUUUAUUUUAGACACAUCACUAUACGUGUUCUCUUCCAAAAAACCCUUUAACACUCAUGGACAUGUGUUUCUGUGUUUGUUUGUUUUCUGCAUGGAAAUAUUGUUCCAUAACGCAUAAAAAGCUUUAGCUGCUCGUGUACAUGUCAUGAAUCAUGUAUUUGGACUGUGAUGUCUGGUUUGUUUGAUCAAAACAAUCAUUUGUGUUAAAAAAAAGUGUCUUAAAUGUGUUAAUUAUGCUCCAUGAUAAUGGCCUUUAUGUGCCUGCAUAUUCCUUACAUCAAUGUUAAAUAAAAACAGUAUUUUCCUCUGAAA